Molecule: messenger RNA, 1524 nt
Organism: Quercus lobata
Lineage: Eukaryota; Viridiplantae; Streptophyta; Magnoliopsida; Fagales; Fagaceae
Exons: 3
Coding region: 1-1524 (507 amino acids)
Source: RefSeq, a predicted model, not a curated record
AUGGCUUCUGGAUCUGGGGCUAGCUCGUCCAGACAGCCAUCUAGCCCUCCCCAAGAUGAGGAAGAGGACGAGGAAGACGUCAUUUAUAGUUGUGCCUUAGAGGUAGCAUCCACCUUAGACGUUGCCAAGUUAAAAACUCUUGUAGAUAGAUACCAAAUUCCUAAAGAGCUUAACCCUCGUCUACCCAAGGCUGGAGAAUGGUGUUGUUCUCCUUCCUCUGGUUUAGGGGUAUAUACUUCUUACCUUUUAGCUGGCCUUAGGUUUCCUCUAAAUUCCUUCUGUAGAGACCUCUUCCAAAGGUUGGGUAUUGGACCUAACCAGCUCAACCCCAAUGGUUGGAGGACGAUAGUUGUCAUGCAAGUGUUAUGGUGUGAGGCACUGGAAGGGAACCAUCCAAUUACGGUGGACGAGUUCCUUUAUUGUUAUAAGCCCUUGGAGAUAAAGAAAUCUGCUAGCUUUUACCAGUUCUCAUCCAGGAGCUCUUAUUACAGUUUAAUUAAGGGUCGUAGCUCGUUUGACCGGCUUUGGAAAAAAGAAUUUUUUGUUAUUUUUGGAAAUUGGGCUAGGGACCCAACUGAUGUGGGUAGUCCCCCCUUCCCACCUUUUACCAGCCUUUUAGGUCGUCUUCGUCCUGAGGGGAUAACUACACUGAGGGAAAACAAAGAGAAAACAGUGACUAGUGGGGACGAGGAUGUUGCUGCACCUCCAUCUGUCCAAGUGGCUUCCGUCCACGCUGGGAAGAGGAAGUCUAUGCCAAUAUCCAUUGCUGUGGACCUGGACGACCUCCCAAGUUGUCGAGGCCCUAAGAAGCAAAAGUUGGGUAAAACUUCCCUUCCCAAGGUCCCCAAGUUUGUACCUCCAACAGUGAACUUGGACGAACCUUUGGUGGAUGUGGAGCCCGUCCAGACCGAUCCUCCCCCUCCACCCAAAGCUUCUCGCAAGCCUAGCUCGUCGGAGCCCUCUGAUCGUCCUUCGAAUCUAGUUCUGGAUGAGGGUUAUGCAUGGAGGACGUUAAAAGGAAUUGUCACUAAUCGUGAAGUGAAUGAGUGCUAUAACAUGUCAGUGAAGGAGUUUGAAUGUUCCGGCAUCCAUGACCUUUUUAAGUUUUACACAGCAACCUGCCAAGCCAAAGAACUUGCUGCAGAGGCUAAAACGGCCAAGGACAAAGCUAAGGAGCUGAGCAAUGAAGUUCUGCUCAAAAAGGGGGAGGUCCUUAGGUUGACCCAGGAUUUUAAUCGUCUACAAGGAAGUGAGACGAAGUUGAAGAACGAGGUGGAAGCCAUUAUAGCCUUUAAGAAGUCUGACGAGUACAAGAAUCGUCUAGACAGCCAUUAUGCAGUUGGCUAUGAGGACUUUCGUGUUGAUGCUAAAGAGGCAUAUCCUGACUUGGACUUCAAUUCUUUCAAGUUUCCCCUCGCUACUGAAAGUUCCUUGUUGCAGACAAGUUCUGAGGACGUCAACAUAAUGGAUGAUGAUAAUACUGAGGUGACCAAGGACGACCCUAAGACUAGCUUGCCCAAGUGA